AUGGAUCUUCCAAAUAAUGCUGCAUUAUCGGCACUGCAGAAAGUUCAUGAAAUUAAUCAAGGUAGAAGAUAUUUCGGAGACUGUUUCGAUUACAUCCGAUUGAGCAUAGAAAGAGAAUGCUCACGUAACUGGUGUAAUUUUCACACUCAGCCUAUUUUACCAGAAGAAAAACUUGUUGUAACAUUACGGUUUUUGAUAACAGGAGCCUCUUACAAGUCACUGUCUUUAGCAUUCCGAAUAGGGGCUUCGACAAUAAGCAAUAUUGUCCGAGAAACAAUGGACAGCAUUUGGAAUGUCUUGUGUCCAAUCCACAUGCCAAUACCAACAAAAACACAGUUUAUUAAAAUUGCUGAACAGUUUUACCAAAAACGAAGUUUUCCACACUGUUUGGGAGCACUGGACGCAAAGCACAUCCGAAUAAAAUGUCCGCCACAUUCUGGUUCUGUAUAUUACAACUACAAGAAGUUUUACUCGGUCGUUCUGCAAGCCGUAGUUGACGCGGAUUACAAAUUCAUAAUUAUAGAUGUUGGAGGCUAUGGACAGCAGCAUGACAGUUCUACUUUUAGGGCAUCUAGCCUGUACAGGGGAUUGAAAUCUAAAAAGUUAAAAAUACCCGAAGAUACAGAGCUACCUGGAUCGACAGUUAUUUUGCCAUUCGUGUUCAUCGCUGAUGGCGCAUACCCACUGAUGAAACAUAUAAUCAAGCCCUAUCCUGGUCAUAAUUUACCAAGAGAAAAAAUAAUUUUUAAUAAGAAGCUAUCUGCUGCAAGAAUGGUUGUAGAGUGUGCCUUCGGUCAAUUGGCCAAGAAAUUUUCCAUUUUCAACAAAACUAUAGAGCAAUCGCCUAAAUUUGUAAAUAAUAUCGUUAAAUGCGCGUGUUUGUUGCAUAAUAUAAUCUUAGAAAAAUGUAAUAUCAUCGAAUCUGAAAGAGAAGAGCCUUCAUCAGCAUCCAAAAUUGAUAAUAUAAAAGAAAAUACUGAGGCCAUUGAAGCUCUAGGUAGUGAAGUACGACAAGAAUUUAUGCAGUAUUUUGUACAUAAAAUUUGUUAA
Molecule: messenger RNA, 1050 nt
Organism: Copidosoma floridanum
Lineage: Eukaryota; Metazoa; Arthropoda; Insecta; Hymenoptera; Encyrtidae
Source: RefSeq, a predicted model, not a curated record